Molecule: messenger RNA, 2846 nt
Organism: Epinephelus fuscoguttatus (brown-marbled grouper)
Lineage: Eukaryota; Metazoa; Chordata; Actinopteri; Perciformes; Serranidae
Product: rap1 GTPase-GDP dissociation stimulator 1-B
Exons: 14
Coding region: 285-1967 (560 amino acids)
Biological process (GO): positive regulation of GTPase activity
Cellular component (GO): cytosol
Molecular function (GO): protein binding; guanyl-nucleotide exchange factor activity
Source: RefSeq, a predicted model, not a curated record
GGUGGUAGGGAGGGGGAGGAGAGAGAGAGAAAGACAGAGAGAGAGUGUCGGAUAAUUGGAUUAAGGGAGCAAGAGCGAGGAGUAAAGAGAAACAGACAGAGUGAGAGACAGAGCUGGGGUACACCUGACCGUAAGAAGGGAGGGUAGCUCCUCUGCCAGCCACAUACACACGUUUGCACACACACACACACACACUCACACGUUUGCACACACACAUACAAACACACAGUGCAAACAGGCAGAGGCAGUGAGCCAGGCAGCAGAGAGCCUGUCGACCAGCAGCCAUGACAGACACCGAUACUCUGAGCGAGGCACUAAAGGCUAUCAGUGUGAGUACGGAGCUGAUUGAUGAGGAGCUCAAGCCUCAUUUGGACACAGUGCUGGCUAGUCUUUUGGAAAAGAAAAAGGAUGCUGCUGUGGAGAUUGCCAGAAGCGGGAUUUUACCCACACUGGCUCAGGCCUUACGGAGUAAAAGCCACCUGAGCUGCCAGGUGGCUCUGGUGGUAGCAGAGAUGGCCAGGGAAGCUGCAGUGAGGGAGCCGUGCAUUGAGGCAGGCCUGGUGAAGGUGCUGGUUCCCCAUCUGAACAGCAAUAACCAGGAGAUGUUGCUGAACACUGGCAGGGCCAUCGGACGCAUCUGUUUUGACAACUCAUACCAACAGGACCAGUUAAUCCAGAAUGGUGUAAUCCCCAGACUGGUGUCCAUUAUAAGGGAGUACCCAGAGAACGACCCCCUGGUCAACGUCUGCCUGCUGGCCCUCUGUAACCUGGCUGACAUGGACUCUGCGAGGGAUGCCCUGGCAGAACAGGAUGUGGCAGAUGUACUAACGUUCCAGCUGAAACGAGCAUCUGAUGCAGAGCGCCGACAUGUCAUCCUGGAAAUACUGGGCUCGCUGGGUGAGAGUGAUAUACUGAAGCUGCAGUUUGCUGAGUCAGGAGUACCAGAGGCUUUAUCAGAGAUGAUUCGGAGUUUGCAGGGAGGUUCUGACCCCCAUGACCUCUGCAGCAUCAAGAUUGCCUCCAACCUCAUCGUGUCCUUGCUUUUAGGAGAUGAAUCUAUGCAGAAGUGUUUUGGUGAGGGAACAGGUCUGGUGUAUCAGGAUGUUUUGUCCUGGCUGCAGAGCUCCAAUACCCAGCUGCAGCUGUCUGGAGCCCUGGCCAUCGCCAACUUCGCCAGGAACGACAGUAACUGUGUGAAGAUGCUGGACCUUGGUGUGGUUCCUCACAUCCUGACCUUGUUGGAACAGCAUGUUGACGAAGGAGACGUGUCUGUUCAACAUGCUGGACUGAGCGCGCUCAGAAAUCUGGCCAUUCCUGCCACCAACAAAGUGCGGAUGCUGGAUGACGGGGUGACUGAGCGAAUAAAGACCCUGCUGCGCUCUGACAUGCCACCAGUUCAGUUCAAACUGCUGGGUACACUACGCAUGAUGGUGGAUGGACAAGAGGAGGCAGCUUUGGUGCUGGGCAGAGAUGCUGUGCUGCUGGCUCGGGUCAUGGAGUGGUGUGAAGCUAAAGACCAUGCAGGAGUCCGAGGAGAAGCCAGUCGCCUCUUGGCUGCCUUCAUCAGACACAGCCGUAGCCCUGAAGUUGUCCUUGCUGUAGCCAAAGCAGAUGGGGUUCGGCACCUAAUCUCCAUGGCAACAAGUGAACAUGUCAUCAUGCAGAACGAGGCCCUAGUUGCCCUGGCAAUAGCAUCUGCAAUUGACAUUGAGUCUAUGAAGGAUCCGUUCAGGGAGGCGGAGCUGUUGCCCAUGCUGAAAAAGAUGUUGGAGGAUCCUGUAGGGGCGGUCGAAGUCAAGUUCAGUGCUUUGGGUCUCAUCUGCAGCCUGGCUAACUCCAGUGUGAUGAAGGAGGAGUUGAACUCUGUGAACAUGAAGGAAAGCCUCAGUAAACUGACAGAUCACAGCAGCAGUAAACUUGCCUCGCAGGCCGGCUCCAUACUGGCCACUCUCAGUGACACCUGCUAAACCAGCACACUGCGGCAACACAGGAUCUCAUCUGCUGUAUGGAUUUAUCCAUCUUAUUCAGUGACAUACCUUCAUUCAAAUGAUCUUACUGCACAGAUACUGCUAAAUAUUGAAAUGGCUUCUAAAAAUGUUAACCUGUUAUUUGGCAAUAUUACUCAUUACUCAAGGACAAGCAAAACUACAGACCAAAGGGAUUCAUUCAGUCAGGAGCAUGAUGAUCAACAUUUUCCAUGGCAAAUUACCAGAUAGAUCAUGAGACAUCCUAUGUGCAAAGUUAUUGGACUGAGACUGGAGAUAGAAGAAAGUUCACUGUGUCCAAAAUGGAGAGGGUUUAUGUGAAUAUGAGUGUACUCAAUACGUUUCAGAGUAACCUGUCAUCAGAUUUUGACAUUUCUUUUAGACAAAUGUACAGUAAAUGUAGUGUCAAUAAUAGCAGUAGAGGAGAGAUUGGGGGUCUGCAAAAACAGAGGCAUUCAUUGUCUGGGGAUCAUGAAUAUCCACCGAAAAUGUUAUUAAAAAUCUAGUCUUAAGUUUUUAAAAUAAUAACAAUAAUAACAAAGAUGUUUUCUGACAUUAAAAGGAAAGGCAAAGACGGAAAUCAAAUUAUGGACUUCACAUUAUUCUGAGGAGAAUAAAUGUCACUGCAGUCUGGCAAUCAGUAGUCUUGGUCCAAGUGACUGAUGUCACUUUCAUUUGAGGUCAAAAACAUUGGGGCAAGAGAUUUAAGAUCAGAUAAGAUAAUCCUUUAUUAGUCCCACAGAGGGGAAAUUUGCAUCAUUACAGCAGCAAAAGGGAUUGUGCAAACAAGAAGCAUCAGCACCAAAACACAAAGCAAUAUAAUAAGUACAUAUCAGUAAAAAAAAAAAAAAAAAAAAGAAA